AUGAAAGAAAAUGAACCUGAUGAAUCAUUAUUAAUUCCACAAGCAAUUGAUCAAUGUUUCUUUGUAUUAGAUGAAGAAGGAGUAAAAGAUCCUUUUGUAUUUAAAAGAAAAGGUGAUGGAAAGAUAAUAAAUAAGAUUAUUCCAUUGAUUAAUUUAGGAAAAGACUUUGAAAUACCUAAUGCUUUAAUCGCUGCUGAUAUUAUUAAAAUUUAUUUAAGAAAUUUACCUGAACCAUUACUUCCCUAUGAUUCAAUUCCUGAACUUAUUGAAGAAACACCAGAAAAAAAUAUUGUAUUAAUUAUUCAAUAUAUUGAUAAAUUACCUUUAUAUAAUAAAGCUCUCUUAAAUCGUUUAAUGAAACUUUGUUAUAGAAUUUCAUUAAAUCAUGAUGACACUCAAAUGGAUUCUUUAACACUAGCAAAAAUAUUAGCACCAAAUUUAUGUUGGUCAAAAGAUGAAGGAAUUACUGGAAAUAUUUAUACACUGGUUGAAACAUUAAUUGCAGAAUAUCCUUCUAUUUUUGAAAUGAUUGAUAAAACUUUAGAAGAACGUCAAACAGCUAUUUUUGUUGCUAAUAAUAAUGACGAAAAAGAAUAUUUUGAAGUAAAAGAAAAAUUAAGGCAAGAAUUAGUAAAUGAAGAAAAUGGUGAACCAGGACUAAUAAAUGAAAAGAAUGAAAGUACCAGUGAAGAUGUAUAA
Entamoeba dispar SAW760 is the source of this 699-nucleotide messenger RNA. RefSeq lists its product as uncharacterized. Lineage: Eukaryota; Evosea; Mastigamoebida; Endamoebidae. The record is from RefSeq and is a predicted model, not a curated record. Gene Ontology annotation, biological process: small GTPase-mediated signal transduction. The transcript has a single exon. Gene Ontology annotation, molecular function: GTPase activator activity. Gene Ontology annotation, cellular component: cytoplasm. The coding region runs from base 1 to 699 and encodes 232 amino acids.